UUUCUUCUUCUUCCUCUUCCUCUUUCUCUUCAUAUUCCUCUUCCUUUUCCUUUUCCUUUUUCUCUUCCUCCUUCUCUUCCUCUUCCUCUUCCUCUCCCUCUUCCUCCUACUCCUCCUACUCCUCCUUUUUCUUCUCCUCCUCCUCCUUCUUCUCCUCCUUCUUCUCCUCUUCCUCCUUUUCCUCUUCCUACUUUUCCUCCUCCUCCUUCUUUUCAGGACACCUGCAAAGGUGACAGUGGAGGUGGUCUCUUCUGCAAGGCGCCGGAUACCAAUCGCUGGCAACUCUACGGCAUAACCAGUUACGGCGGCGCUUCCGGUUGCGGACGCACCUACAGCAUCUACAUGUCGGUGCCGGCCGCGUCGGACUGGAUAAAGCGAGUGAUCGCUCGUUACGGCAAAUCGGCCGUCGGUCAGGCCGAUGCUGACGCGGACGAUGACGUCGUGGAUGUCGAUGGCAUGUUCUUGUGA
Molecule: messenger RNA, 468 nt
Organism: Protopolystoma xenopodis
Lineage: Eukaryota; Metazoa; Platyhelminthes; Monogenea; Polystomatidea; Polystomatidae
Source: the annotation of a GenBank genome assembly